AUGUCUGGCCCCAGUCCCAGGGAGCGACGGAUCGGAAAGGAGUUGAUGGACAUUCGUAACGACAAGGACAACUCUGGAGUAUUUGCUCAGCCGCUCGACGAGGCCAACUUGUUGCAUCUCAAGGGAUCCUUUCCCGCACCACCCGAUACACCUUACGCCGGCGGCUUGUACGAAGUCGACAUUAAGAUUCCCGACAGCUACCCCUUCAAGUCUCCCACAAUCAAGUUCAUCACCAAGAUCUGGCACCCCAAUGUCAGCAGUCAAACUGGUGCCAUUUGUCUUGACACACUUGGCAGUGGCUGGUCUCCAGUGCAGACGAUAAAGACGGCACUGCUUUCCCUCCGCAUGCUGCUCGAGUUCCCGAACCCCAAGGACCCCCAAGACGCAGAGGUGGCCAAGAUGAUGCUGGAGAACCCCGAGGGUUUUGCGAAAAAAGCACACGAGUGGGCUGUUAAGCACGCUGGUGCACCGUCAAAGGAUUUUGACACAACAAAGUACAAGCAAGUUGCUUCCGAAGUAAAGGAAGAUGACGCAAAUAGGUAUGCUGGCUACAACAAGGAUCUUAUUGAUCGCUUUGUCGGCAUGGGAUUCGAGCUCGAUGCUGUCGUUGAGGCCUUUACCUUUAUUGGAAUCGACCGCAACGGUGGCAUGGACUAUGAGCUGGAGGAGGCGUACCUUGGCGACAUCACCGCCCACCUCCUCGGCGAGCAAUGA
Messenger RNA from Colletotrichum fioriniae, 714 nucleotides. It is a transcript of the gene ubc1, whose product is annotated as Ubiquitin-conjugating enzyme E2 1. Lineage: Eukaryota; Fungi; Ascomycota; Sordariomycetes; Glomerellales; Glomerellaceae. Gene Ontology annotation, molecular function: protein binding. The record is from RefSeq and is a predicted model, not a curated record.